Molecule: messenger RNA, 1269 nt
Organism: Anopheles bellator
Lineage: Eukaryota; Metazoa; Arthropoda; Insecta; Diptera; Culicidae
Gene: HemK2
Product: methyltransferase N6AMT1
Exons: 1
Coding region: 1-678 (225 amino acids)
Biological process (GO): methylation
Cellular component (GO): eRF1 methyltransferase complex
Molecular function (GO): nucleic acid binding; protein methyltransferase activity; S-adenosylmethionine-dependent methyltransferase activity
Source: RefSeq, a predicted model, not a curated record
AUGCAAACUCCCAUCUACAAAUUCGAACCAACCGAUUACGAUGUGGUGUACGAGCCGGCCGAGGACACCUUUUUGUUGCUCGACGCGCUGGAAGACGAGCUGGAGGACAUCGGGCGCCGGCAACCGCUGCUGUGCGUGGAGAUUGGCCCGGGCAGUGGAGUUAUCAUCACGGCACUCCGCCAAUCACUCUCCCUCGCAUCCAAGGUAGUGCCUCACUGUCUUGGGUUCGAUAUCAACCCGGCAGCGUGUCGGAUGACGCACCGGACGAGUGCACUGAACGGAGCGGCCGUCGAUGCGAUCAACAUGGAUCUACUCGGUGGUCUUCGGUCCCACACCGUCGAUCUGCUCGUCUUCAAUCCGCCGUACGUGCCAACCCAGCCGGCCAGCAGCGGAUCACUUGAGGAGCACAUAGGCGAGUUCCGGCGAUCGGAACCACUAACCCACUCGUGGGCGGGCGGUGCGGAUGGGCGGGCCGUCACCGAUCGUGUCGUUGCCGAUUUGAAGCGUAUCCUUGCUCCCGGUGGCCUGCUCUAUCUGCUGCUGGUGAAAGAGAACAAACCGCAAGAGGUUCUGCGAUGCGUAGAGCGGCUCGGCUUCCGGGGGACCAUCGUCAAGGAGCGGCGUAUCCGCGGUGAACACCUUUUCGUCCUGCGAAUCUGCGAGACCGAUGCACGAUGAGAGAAACCGACGGAGGGCGGAUGGACGGAUUGCACUGUUUCGACAUUAUUCUUUUAUUUUUCCUUCCGUUCGCACUCGCAGAGCGCGCCCGGCUCGGCAAUACGCGUCGAGCGCGAACGGUGCGUUCGUACAGUGGUCUAGAGAAUCGUAAAAAAUAUGUACACAUUAUCGAUUUGUGAUCGGAUCGGCCUCCUUCUCUCAGAUCGGCUUGGACAGAGACAGAUAAGCAAACGCACGGUGCCGGAGAAAUCGGAACAGGCGUCUCCAUCGGUUGCUUUGGGAUUUGGGUUCGCGAAUUGAUCGAAGCUAGCUAACGGACGAAAUGAAAGUUAGUGGCCGCCAGUGUGCCUGCUUUGUAUAGCCUUCUUUGAUGCUCGUUAUUAUUCGAGAUGCGGUAGACUGGGGUCCCGAUUUAUGUAUAUUGCCGAAUAACUUGUGUUUCGUUUUUCUUGUAAUUAGCGUUCUGUGUUUUCCUUGCGCGUAUCCUUAUCAUCUCUCUAGUCCUUGGCUACGCGCCCUCGCGUACACCAUAUCCAUUACACGACCUACACGGUUUCCAAUAUACAAAUAAAAUCUCCAUAAAGUAACAUC